Messenger RNA from Medicago truncatula (barrel medic), 345 nucleotides. Its product is annotated as probable leucine-rich repeat receptor-like protein kinase IMK3. The transcript has a single exon. Gene Ontology annotation, molecular function: protein binding. NCBI's taxonomy places the organism in Eukaryota, Viridiplantae, Streptophyta, Magnoliopsida, Fabales, Fabaceae. The coding region runs from base 1 to 345 and encodes 114 amino acids. The record is from RefSeq and is a predicted model, not a curated record.
AUGCCGAAAGUAACUGGGCCAAUCCCUAACUCUUUCAGCAAACUCAAAAGACUAGAAAAUCUCGACCUUGGCUCCAACAGCCUUAGUGGGCCAAUCCCUGAAUUUCUGGGCAAGUUGAAGCGCCUCCAAGAGGUUGAUUUGUCCAACAACAAGUUAUCCGGUGCUAUUCCGGCGUCGCUCGACAACCUACAGUCUCUUUCGCAGUUCAAUGUUAGCUUUAACCAGCUCUGUGGUGCGAUCCCUACUGGGUUGAGCAAGUUUGCAAAGAGUUCGUUUGAGCAUAAUAAAUGCCUUUGUGAUGCUCCUUUAGCACCUUGCAAGGGAGGCCUAGCUAGCACCAAGUAA